Molecule: messenger RNA, 7103 nt
Organism: Lepus europaeus (European hare)
Lineage: Eukaryota; Metazoa; Chordata; Mammalia; Lagomorpha; Leporidae
Gene: TGFBRAP1
Product: transforming growth factor beta receptor associated protein 1
Exons: 13
Coding region: 2149-4728 (859 amino acids)
Biological process (GO): vesicle-mediated transport; autophagy; endosomal vesicle fusion
Cellular component (GO): membrane; cytoplasm
Source: RefSeq, a predicted model, not a curated record
GGUCGACGGUCGCCUUCAAGGUUUCCCAGGGACGAGAAGAAAAAAAAAAAAAUGAGUGCUGUCAGGCGGAGAAACGAAUGGCCUGUAGAGUUUUGAGAAAGAGAGGAAUGAGCGAAAUUCACGCAGCUGGCCGCUAUUGGUCGCACCUGCUGUGAUGUCCAGUGGCGGAGCCAAAGGGAUUCCCGAAGCGGCCUCGAGAGAUGGUGGGGGCGAAUAACAUUAUUCCAGAUAGGGCACUUCUGGCUGAAAGGAUCCUUCCCAUUUUUUCAGCCUUUUUAUUUGUCUUCUAAUCGUCCUUCUAUAUUAAAAAAAAAAAAAAAAAAAAACCUGCAAUGCCAGACAUUCUAUUUAGUUCAUUCUUGCACUGACCUAGGCGCUAAAGUACGGGGAUUUGUUCUCUGAGAUAAUACUUGUAAUGAAUGAAACAGGUCACCUACGAAAAGUAGCAGCCGACCGAGAAAGGCCGCUAAAAGCACACACUUGCUGGACAUUGGCCGUGUUCUGGGUGCUGCGUUUUACGUGGAUUAUCUCGGAAAACGCUGAGGUGUAUGCGUCUGUUAGGAGAAUGUCUGUCUUUAAGUUGAGGACGCUGAGGCCUCGAAUCAUUUGUUCAAGGUCGCAGGAAGUAGCACGACCAAGAUGCUAGUACAUUUUCUCUGUACCUACUAGGAACUAACGGAUUUUGGUUGGAACUGUUGGUGUCAGCUAUGAUAAUUGCUAAGAAAUUUCUGCUUCUCUUAUUCAUGCCACAGAGGUGUAUUGUGUGCAAAUAUUUUGCACAUUUAAACAUUUCAGCUGGGUGGCAUAUUAUAAAUGCUUGGGUGGGGUUUUUUGUGAUUUCUAUGAUAUUUUAUCAUUUUUCUGCAAACUAUGACAUUGUUGAUAAAAAUAUGAAUUGAGGGUACCAAAAGAUAAAUCUUGAAAGAGUACGGAAAAUAAGUGAGGGACUAAAUUAAAAAAAAAAAAAGAAAAAGUUGGGAGAUAUUUUGCAAUUUUUCAUAAUCAUUUAGGUAUGUGCUAAUUUAUGUCUAGAAAUUGACACCCAGGACUGAGACUUAAAAGUCACUGAGUUUAUUUUUUUUAUUUUAGUGCCCAUGGAACUGAUCUAAAAGAGAUUAAAUGUCUUGUCCAAAAUGACAAAAGUCCUAAAAUUUGAGGUCAGGUAUUAAAAUGCCCUAACUUGGAGAUUAAGUGUACAAACAUUAGCCCUGUGAUAUUAACACCGUGAUGUUCCACAUCCAAAAUCCGAUCUGCUUUUCAUAACAGUGAAACCUGUGACAUUAUUUCCUUCAUUUCUCGGAGGCAUACUGGUUAGUGGCAAAAGGAACCUGCAGUGGGAGGAGUCUGUGUUUGAAACCAGACAAGGGCUAAAAUUGGGGUCUGCUGCAAUUCGUUAAUCUCUCGCUUCAGUCCCCUCAUCAGGAAAAUCCUGUCUUAAAAUUCUGUGCAGAAUGCUCAAAGCAGUAGAGAUCGUAACACGCUUGGCACAGACCAGGUGCCAACGACCUGGAAGCUGGUUUCCCACCAUGGGAGGCAAUCCAGAGAAAGGGAAACAGGGGAGGCUUUGGGGCUGCCCUGACUUGAAUUAGAACCUGGCUCCCGCAACACUAGGACUAACACUUCAUCCCUCCCGGCUGGGGCUUCCUCCCCUCUGAGAUGGGAUGUAUAAUGCCACCUCUCAGUGUCAUGAGGAUUGGAGCCAAUACGUAUGAAAGACUGCUUGUGCCUCUGCCUCACAGUUUGUUGUAUCCUAUAUCGACUGUCAUCAAAGAGAAGUACCAGAAUGGUAGAAGAGGGAAAAGGAUUUGGAUUUCAUAGUCCGAAAAUGCAGUUACAAGUCUUUACUGUGCUCUUGCUCCUGUGGUUUUCUGGACCAAUGGCCUAACCUGAAGCCUCAAGCUAUACACCCACAGAAAUAUUUUGUGGCAGGAGAGAUCCCUCCCAGAGAUUUCCACCACACCGCAUGGCAAGGAAGCCAUUCGCAGCACUGACUUUUAAGCGCCAAACCAAUAGACAGGAAACACCAGAGUGGACAAAGCACAUCUGAGUUCCUGAGGGACCACUGAUCCUCUUCUCACCUAGGAUGGCAGAAAUCUCCCAGCCCCAACAUCUGAGGAAAGUGGGAGGGCCUCAGAGAGCCCAGUAGGCAUGAUGAGCAUCAAGGCCUUCACCCUGGUGUCUGCCGUGCAGCGUGAGCUGCUGAUGGGCGACAAGGAGCACAUCCACAUCGCGUGUGUCGAGUGCUGCGGCAAGAACCUGUACGUGGGCACCAACGACUGCCUCAUUUACCACUUCCUGCUGGAGGAGAGGGCUCUGCCCGCCGGGCCGGCCACGUUCACCGCCACCAAGCAGCUGCACAGACACCUGGGCUUCAAGAAGCCCGUGAACGAGCUGCGGGCGGCCUCGGCCCUCAACAGGCUGCUGGUGCUGUGCGACAGCUGCAUCACCCUGGUGCACAUGCUGAGCCUGGAGCCCGUGCCCUCGGGAGCCCGCAUCAAGGGGGCCGUGAGCUUCGCCCUGAACGAGAACCCCGUGAGCGGGGACCCGUUCUGCGUGGAAGUGUGCAUCAUCUCCGUGAAACGCCGAACCAUCCAGGUGUUCCUGGUGUACGAGGACCGGGUUCAGAUCGUCAAGGAGGUGUCGACCCCAGAGCAGCCCCUUGCCGUGGCUGUGGACGGCCACUUCCUGUGCCUGGCUCUCACCACGCAGUACAUCAUCCUGAACUACAGCACGGGGGUCUCCCAGGACCUGUUUCCCUACUGCAGCGAGGAGAAGCGGCCCAUCGUCAAGAGGAUAGGGACACAGGAGUUCCUGCUGGCGGGCCCGGGCGGGCUGGGCAUGUUUGCCACUGUCGCUGGGAUAUCCCAGCGUGCGCCGGUGCACUGGUCCGAGAAUGUGAUCGGGGCGGCCGUCUGCUUUCCCUACGUCAUAGCGCUGGAUGACGAGUUCAUCACGGUUCACAGCAUGUUGGAUCAGCAGCAAAAGCAAACCCUGCCCUUCAAGGAAGGCCACAUCCUCCAGGACUUUGAAGGAAGAGUGAUUGUUGCCACAAGUAAAGGAGUGUACAUCUUGGUUCCAUUACCUCUGGAGAAACAAAUACAGGAUCUUCUCUCAAGCCGCAGAGUGGAGGAAGCUUUGGUGUUAGCCAAAGGAGCCCGGAGGAACAUUCCGAAGGAAAAAUUUCAGGUCAUGUACAGGAGGAUUCUGCAGCAGGCGGGGUUCAUACAGUUUGCACAACUUCAGUUCCUGGAAGCGAAAGAGCUCUUCAGAAGCGGCCAGCUUGACGUCCGGGAGCUGAUCUCUCUCUACCCCUUCCUGUUGCCCACCUCCUCUUCAUUCACCCGGUCUCACCCUCCUCUGCACGACUACGCAGACCUCAACCAGCUGACGCAAGGGGACCAGGAGAAGAUGGCCCAGUGCAAGCGCUUCCUCAUGAGCUACCUCAACGAAGUGCGCAGCACCGAGGUUGCCAACGGCUACAAGGAAGACAUCGACACGGCCUUGCUCAAGCUGUACGCAGAGGCUGACCAGGACAGCCUGCUGGACCUGCUGGUGACCGAGAACUUCUGUCUGCUGACCGACAGCGCUGCCUGGCUGCAGAAGCACAAGAAGUAUUUUGCACUUGGAUUGCUGUAUCACUAUAAUAACCAAGAUGCUGCCGCCGUUCAGCUGUGGGUGAGCAUCGUGAACGGGGACGUGCAGGACUCCACGCGCGCUGACCUGUACGAGUACAUCGUUGACUUCCUCACCUACUGCUUAGACCAACAGCUGGUGUGGGCCUACGCGGACUGGCUUCUACAGAAAAGCCAGGAGGUUGGAGUUCAAGUUUUCACCAAGAGACCUCUGGACGAACAGCAGGACAGUUUCAACCCAGACGAUAUUAUCAGCUGCCUUAAAAAGUACCCUAAAGCCCUGGUUAAAUACCUGGAACACCUCGUGAUGGACAGGAGGCUGCAGAAAGAAGAGUACCACACCCACCUAGCCCUCCUCUACCUGGACGAGGUGCUGCGGCAGAGGGCGUCCGCCAACGACAAGGGGGCCGCAGCCACGGAGGCACAGGCCAAGCUGCGGCAGCUGCUCCAGAAAUCCGACUCGUACCGAGUCCACUUUCUGAUAGAGAGGAUCCAAGGUGCCGGCCUACCCAUGGAGAGCGCCAUCCUGCACGGGAAGCUGGGCGAGCACGAGAAGGCCCUGCACAUCCUGGUGCACGAGCUGAGGGACUUCGGCGCGGCCGAGGACUACUGCCUGUGGCGCUCGGAGGGCUGCGAUGCCCCCUGCCGCCGGCGCCUCUUCCACACACUGCUCACCCUGUACCUGCACGCCGGGCCUUCUGCCAACGAGUUGGCCAUGGCCGCCGUGGACCUGCUCAACCGCCACGCCCUGGAGUUCGAUGCGGCCCAGGUGCUGCAGCAGCUGCCCGGCUCCUGGUCCGUGCAGCUGCUCUGCCCCUUCCUGACCGGGGCCAUGAGGGACAGUGUGCACGCCAGGAGGACCACACAAGUGGCCCUGGGCCUGGCCAAGUCAGAAAACUUGCUCUACACGUAUGAUAAGAUGAAGUUGAAAGGAAGCGCCAUUCGGCUCUCGGACAAAAAGCGCUGUCAGCUGUGCCAGAAUCCUUUCGGCGAGCCCGUGUUUGUCAGAUACCCAAACGGCGGGCUCGUGCACGCCCACUGCGCUGCCAGCAGACACAAGAGCCCCGGCUCCCCCAGCCCCGGCUCGCGGACUUGAGCGGCUCGGGCCCCCCAGACACCAGGGGGGCUCCGAGGUCCUUCUCGAGCCUGCCGGACGCGAAGGGUGGACAGCAGCCGCGCUGUGCUUCGGCCAGGACAGCGGGAAGACUUCCGUGUGCCCAGGAAACGUCAGUCCACGCGAGACAUGCACACUGCCGACCGCCGCCUGAAUGCACAUGGAAAACUCCCGAAGAUACACAGACGGGCCACAGGUUACCUGUCCGGCUACAUGGUGACCCAGAGCAAAGGUCAAAAAAGGGAGUCUUCCUCGUGCAAUCCAGACACAAGCGGGGGACCCCGACGUCUGCACUGGACACGCACUGCACCUGCACCUGCGUGGGUGUGGAGAAGCAGCCCUUUCGCGCCAGGCUGCAGAGCCCUUGGGUGGGCCACCAUGUUUUCCCGCCACCUAGGCUCUCUUCCUUUGCCCUGAGAAGCGGCUGACCCUAGGGAAAUGGGUUUGGGUCCUUCUUACUCCCUGUCUGGCUCCCAGCCCACCCCCAACCAUCCCUUCCCAAAUUCUGCCUUGCUGACCCCAGCACUGAUUUUGGGGGUAAAUUCCCAUGCUUCCGCCUCCCUACCAGGUAAUAAUCCAUUCAGUAACCCAUAAAGCUCCAAGAGAGAAGCCGUGUCCCCUAUCCUGCGGAAGACGGCACAAACCCAGAGCUGGUAGCCAUCACCAUUGCAGUGCAGGUGCAGGGGCCCCUGGGUCGUGCGCCUGUGCUGAGGCCUCGCCCACCGAUGGGGAGAUCCGCGGUGGGCACGUGGGCGAGUGUUUUUAUUGGACUCCUGUGUUUCUCUUGUUUAGAAACCUACCAGUCCUAUUCGUUCGGAUCAAGUUUUCUUGUUAACUCAUACCUCCUCCUGAGCACCCGGCAAACAACAAGGGAAGCAGGGUGGACUAAUCCGAGCCUUCUCCUUUUUAACCUCCUGCUGUGCACCUGCUGGAGGCCCCGCCCCUCCUGGCAGGUGCUUCAGCCUCCCCUCCACGUACUUUGCGCGCCCUGCUCUGAGGCUUCCUGAAGACACCCGCAACAGGUGCAGCUUCAUUUUGUGUUUCUGUGCAGCAUCCAGGGCAGGCUGAAGCUGUCGCUCCUUCCCUGCCCGUUUGCGAAUCUCUUCGUCGUGCUUGUAGAUUCGAUUAGAGACUAUCCUUAAGGAUAGACACAGCACCCCUCCACCACCACCUUAGUGCUUGGAAAACUGCGCGUGAUGAGGGGACCCGGAAAUGCACCCUCUCUCCAAGUCAGCCCGAGCCUUAGAGAGCUUAUCUUCCAUUCUUUUAAAGCAUAUCUCUUGUGCUAAUCAUGGUCAUUGUAUUUUUUUCCUUUUCUGGUUCCAAGUGGGCCAAGAUGCAAAAACAUCCCUGCAUUAUUUGGAAAGAAUCAGCACCCUCCUCCCCCCCGCCCCCAUAUUUCAGGCAUCUAAAGAACAAGUGAUGUAGAAAUUCUCCUUGUAGCUCAACUCUAUACUGUAUAAAUUGGUCUGAGCUCAAAGUUGGGUCAUGAGUUCGACCCCCCCUGUGGCUAACUGUUAGGGAAUGGUCAUCUGAUUGCGUAGAGCAUCAUUACAACUGUUGAGUUUGAUUUUAUGUUUUCCUAAGAACCAGUUGCCAGGACAUGCAACAUUGCACUUUGGAAAGCACAGUUUUGGUGUGCACAAGAUGGGUAAAACCUUGAAAAGGGCUCGCGUCCCCUCCUCCUUCGCUUAAGGACACUGCAUUCUUCCAUCAGCGUUGACCCGUGUUUCGCGAUGUGUUUGUCACCCUGCAGGAUAACAGGAAGUAAAGGUGAGCUGUUUCCAGCUCCUGAAUCCGUUAACACAAGCAGAAUCCUAGGAAAAUGUGCAGAGUAGUAUGUUCAAAACCAUGCCUCUCUCCAACCUUCUGUCACUGUAUAAGGCCCUUUUUCUUGAAUAUAUUUAAGAGAAAAUACAGGGUUCUUUCUAAUAGGCCUGCUGUUUUGUGACUGUGCCGUUGAAUAGAGCAAUUAGAACUGUCACUCAGACUCCUCCCCCCACCCCGUUAGGUUCAGCGUAAUCAUUCUAGUGUGAAAACAGCAUGAACGGAACUCGGUUUACGUCAAUAUUUCAUGGGCAAUCCUCUUAGUUUUAUGAAGUGUUUAUCUGCUGUUGCUGAUCAUGUAUUCACACAGCAGCGUGAGCUUGGCGGCGUGCUCACUUCGGGAGUGCAGGAAGGGGCUGAGGGCCACACUUCUACCUGGAUGGCCAUUGCACAACAAGGGUGGCCCUUGUGCCCCGCCUGCUGUCCCACAGAGAACUGUGUCCUUGCAACAUCUUUUCCUUCGCCCCUGAUUGGGUCCCAGAUACACAAGAUGUACAAAUGUAAACUUGUUGAUUUUAUUAAAAUUCUUC